This is a messenger RNA of Melanotaenia boesemani (Boeseman's rainbowfish), 1537 nucleotides long. RefSeq names its product glyceraldehyde-3-phosphate dehydrogenase, spermatogenic (gene gapdhs). Gene Ontology annotation, biological process: glucose metabolic process. The coding region runs from base 103 to 1110 and encodes 335 amino acids. Lineage: Eukaryota; Metazoa; Chordata; Actinopteri; Atheriniformes; Melanotaeniidae. The transcript is spliced from 11 exons. Gene Ontology annotation, molecular function: NADP binding; oxidoreductase activity, acting on the aldehyde or oxo group of donors, NAD or NADP as acceptor; NAD binding. The record is from RefSeq and is a predicted model, not a curated record.
CGUGUCAAGUAUAAAAACGGAGGACGGCGCUGUGAGCUGUGCAGACUGACUCAAGAAGCAUCAGCAGUGAGGUAACUCCACUCCCCCUAAGCAGCAACAGCCAUGUCAGACCUCUGUGUUGGAAUCAAUGGCUUCGGUCGCAUCGGCCGCCUGGUCCUGAGGGCUUGCCUCGAGAAAGGCAUCAAAGUCGUGGCCAUCAAUGACCCCUUCAUUGACUUGCAGUACAUGGUCUACAUGUUCAAGUAUGACUCCACUCACGGCCGUUACCAUGGUGAGGUCUCCCAAGAAGGCGACAAGCUUAUCGUUGAUGGCAACGCCAUCUCUGUUUUCCAGUGUAUGAAGCCAGCUGAGAUCCCCUGGGGUAGUGCUGGAGCCAAAUACGUUGUUGAGUCCACUGGAGUCUUCCUCAGCGUGGAAAAGGCCUCUUCUCACAUCCAGGGGGGUGCGCAGCGCGUGGUUGUGUCCGCCCCCUCACCUGAUGCUCCAAUGUUUGUCAUGGGAGUUAACGAGGACAAAUACGACCCCUCCUCCAUGACCAUUGUCAGUAAUGCCUCCUGCACCACCAACUGCCUGGCCCCUCUGGCCAAAGUCAUCCACGAUAACUUCGGCAUCGAGGAGGCUCUCAUGACUACAGUCCACGCAUACACAGCCACCCAGAAGACAGUGGACGGACCCAGCGCCAAGGCCUGGCGUGAUGGCCGCGGUGCCCACCAGAACAUCAUUCCAGCUUCCACUGGUGCCGCCAAGGCAGUGGGCAAAGUCAUCCCUGAGCUCAACGGCAAGCUGACAGGAAUGGCGUUCAGGGUGCCAGUCGCAGAUGUGUCCGUGGUGGACCUGACAUGCCGUCUGUCCAAGCCUGCAUCCUACGCUGAGAUUAAGGAGGCCGUGAAGAAGGCUGCACAUGGGCCCAUGAAGGGAGUUCUGGGUUACACUGAAGACCAGGUGGUGUCUGCUGACUUCAUUGGUGACUCUCACUCCUCCAUCUUUGACGCCGGUGCCGGCAUCUCUCUUAACGACAACUUUGUCAAGCUCAUUUCCUGGUAUGAUAAUGAAUAUGGCUACAGCAACCGUGUCGCUGACCUGCUGUUGUACAUGCACUCCAAGGAGUAGACACUUCCUGCCCAGAGAGGAAGUCCAGAAAGGGACCACUCAUAACCAUCUUCUACCCCUCCCUUCUCUUUUACACACAAGCCCCACCCAUAGCCAAGUCAUAGCAUCAAAGCCCUUAGCUCUACUACAGUAAAUGUAGGCAGCAGCAACAGUGUGUUUGAGUGUUCUGAGUUCAUCUGUCUUUUCCUUUAAUGACGAGGCGACCGGUCGGUGAAAGUAUUUGUGUCCAUGUGUUCCUUCUCCACCUUCCACUGCCACUUUAGAUGUGUCGUUAUGGCUGAGUAUUAUGGUAACUACUGUAUCCAUCUCACUGUUGGUGUGUUUUAAAAGCUUAAUCACCAGUGGAAGGAGGAAGCUGAGAGGCAGAUCUACUGUAACUCUGCUUAAGAUUAACGAGGCAAAGAAAUAAAGUUUGAAAAAAACCUAA